This is a messenger RNA of Manihot esculenta (cassava), 805 nucleotides long. RefSeq lists its product as uncharacterized. The coding region runs from base 133 to 795 and encodes 220 amino acids. The record is from RefSeq and is a predicted model, not a curated record. Gene Ontology annotation, biological process: aromatic amino acid biosynthetic process. Gene Ontology annotation, molecular function: 3-dehydroquinate synthase activity; oxidoreductase activity. The transcript is spliced from 4 exons. Lineage: Eukaryota; Viridiplantae; Streptophyta; Magnoliopsida; Malpighiales; Euphorbiaceae.
AGCUCCCAGUUCUUGCGAAUUGAUGAAGGGAAAUAUUUAAUUUCUUCUAUUUAUUUGUUUUCUUUUUUUCUCUAUUUAAAUAAAUAAAUAAGGGCUGUUCCUUUGAGAAGUGGAGGUGGUACCUUCGAAGUAAUGGCAAAGCCAUCGAGCAGAAGUCAGAAGUCACUGAAAGAUGCUCUGAUACAGAAAGAGUCUCCAAACACCACACCGCGCGUUGUCAUAGUUAUGGACGCACUGCGAGAGUUCAGCAUUGACCCACUUAGAUGGGCUCUUGAAAAUAUUAUUCCUGCUGGCUGUGUUGUUACUCUCCUUGGAAUAAUGCCCUGGCUUAAUAUUCCUUUAUCCUCAAAGACCCAAGAAGUUUGGGCUUUGGAGUUGGAAGAAGUAUUCAUGGCGCAAGAUACUAAUGAACCAAAGAUGGAUCCCAAGCUUCUGAAACUUAAACAAGUGGUGGAUCUCUGCGAAACAUUUGGGGUUGUCCUACAAAAGGAAGUUGUGAUGGGGUUUCCUUUGAAAUGGAUGGUGGUUGAAAAAAUUACAAGCCUUCAUGCCACAUGGGUAGUAUUUGAUAGAUAUCAAAAAAGGAAGAGACGAUUCUUCGCCCACAGAAUACCAUGUAGUAUGGUAAUAAUGAAUGAAAACAGUGAAGCAGAUAUGAUUAAAGGACAACCAAUGAUUGAUAAUGGAGAGUUGACUCCCACUCCCUUCUCUUUGAUUCCAACUCCUCAGCUCAUAAUUUCUGACGGUUGUAAGGCUGGCCAAGGACAAAUUAACAAUCAUAUCAUGAGGAAUUGAAGCUUUGCAA